Molecule: messenger RNA, 1409 nt
Organism: Carlito syrichta (Philippine tarsier)
Lineage: Eukaryota; Metazoa; Chordata; Mammalia; Primates; Tarsiidae
Gene: TWIST2
Product: twist family bHLH transcription factor 2
Exons: 2
Coding region: 180-662 (160 amino acids)
Biological process (GO): developmental process; regulation of transcription by RNA polymerase II
Molecular function (GO): protein dimerization activity; DNA-binding transcription factor activity, RNA polymerase II-specific; RNA polymerase II transcription regulatory region sequence-specific DNA binding
Source: RefSeq, a predicted model, not a curated record
GUUUCCAAAAAAGUUAGAAUAACUUCCUCUCUCGGAGACCUCGGUUUUGCACAAGCCGGCCUUGAAAUCAGAGCCUUUCCAGCAAGCCCGAGAUCGUGUGCUCGGCGGCUGCGGGCUCGGCCAGCGGCGCGCGCUCGGCGCCCCGGCGCCCCCAGCCCCACGCGCGCCGGGCGGGCGCCAUGGAGGAGGGCUCUAGCUCGCCCGUGUCCCCCGUGGACAGCCUGGGCACCAGCGAGGAGGAGCUCGAGCGGCAGCCCAAGCGCUUCGGCCGGAAGCGGCGCUACAGCAAGAAGUCGAGCGAAGAUGGCAGCCCGACCCCGGGCAAGCGCGGCAAGAAGGGCAGCCCCAGCGCGCAGUCCUUCGAAGAGCUGCAGAGCCAGCGCAUCCUGGCCAACGUGCGCGAGCGCCAGCGCACCCAGUCGCUCAACGAGGCCUUCGCUGCGCUGCGCAAGAUCAUCCCCACGCUGCCCUCGGACAAGCUCAGCAAGAUCCAGACGCUCAAGCUGGCCGCCAGGUACAUAGACUUCCUCUACCAGGUCCUGCAGAGCGACGAGAUGGACAAUAAGAUGACCAGCUGCAGCUACGUGGCCCACGAGCGCCUCAGCUACGCCUUCUCCGUGUGGCGCAUGGAGGGCGCGUGGUCCAUGUCCGCCUCCCACUAGCGCCGCGCCACCCACCUCCGGACCGGCGCGCCUGGACUGUCCCACACAUCUGAGGUGUGAGUGGGACUGGGAUGCAUCUGAGUCUGUAUCUUCUGGAACCUGAACAACCUCAAGGAGGCACCACCUCCGCUCUCCAGCAAGGCGUUGAGACGUGGGACAGCAGCGGCUUCGAACACAAGAGCCGGACUUCACCCUCCUCCCCCAGGACAGUCCCCGGAUGGGAAGGGCACUCAAGGCCCUCUUGCCAGUGACUUUGUCAUUGUCAUCUUUGUCCCUGUUUGGACUUUUCCUCUGGGUUUUGUGUUUGGGUGGAGGUUUUAUUCUUUCUGAAAAUCUCUAGAUUCAGGAACAUCUUUAUGAGGAUUUGAAGUUUUGAAUUUGUAUUUCCCUCUAAGUGCCUUUUUUAAUGUAUUUUUUGAAAUAAAACUGAAAUGCGUUCUUGUACAAUUCUGUUUAAACUGGACCAAGGCUCUCAGAAAAGGAACCUCGGGUUCCCUCCCCUCCCCACAGCUCUGCAUGAUUGUUUCAAGUCAGCCUGGAAUUCCCAUUCUCACACCGCUAGUCUUUUUCUUUCUCCAUGAUUUGCUCAACUAUCCUUUUUUUUAAAAAAAAAUAUUUUCUGUUUCAGUGUAUAUGUUGCUUGUUUGUUUUAUUUAUUGAGAUAUUUUUACAAGCUAAGUGACUGCAAUGUGGCUGUGUAUACUGCUCCCCUGCCCAGGAAUAAUAAAGACUUCCGAGCAGCCCUGG